This is a messenger RNA of Phragmites australis (common reed), 786 nucleotides long. RefSeq lists its product as uncharacterized. The transcript has a single exon. The coding region runs from base 303 to 536 and encodes 77 amino acids. The record is from RefSeq and is a predicted model, not a curated record. Lineage: Eukaryota; Viridiplantae; Streptophyta; Magnoliopsida; Poales; Poaceae.
CAUAAUCGCCUCUAAAUCAGGAAUAAAUUGCUGAAGGCAAGUACAUAUAAACCAGAUAGUUUUCCGGAUGAUCUAUCCAUGCAUGUUAGACGAACACAGCAACAAACCAUGUCUUGUGAGAGCUAUACUUGCAGGAUGACAGGUCAGUCUACUGGUUAGAACCUAGGUCAUUCCACAUGGCCUAGUGAAAUAUCCCCUUGGCUCUCUCACCUGUAUAUAUAUCCCCUUGCCGUGCCAUAUAGCACACAUCUUCUACACACACACACCAUAAGUUUGUAACCGAGCAACUUCUCCAGAGAGAUAUGAGAAGGAAAGCCAUGUUCACAGUGGGGAAGAACAAAGGCGUGACGUCGCUCAUGAGCAGGAGGCCCUUCCAGCACAUGGUGCUGAGGAGGCUGAGGGAGCUGAAGAAGAUUGUUCCGGAUGCCCAGGACGCUGAUGUAGACAUGCUGCUCCGGCUGGCAGCCGAGUACAUCUGCAUCCUCGAACUGAAGGUCACCGUCUUGCGGAGGCUCUCCGCCAUCUCUGGCGUGUGAGACGGCGCGCAUCCAUCUCGGUCCACUGCAAUGCUCCAUGGUUAGAGGUUUUGAGAUUAAAAGUUGUUGCAAUUGUAUAUUCAAGGGAGGAGGACAGGACAUUUCUUGCCUGCUCAUCUCUUGUACCCCUCAGCAGUAGUGUGUUUGUGGCUCCUAUAUGCGGGUACACAUGGGAGUUGGUUUGGCAGGAAAAGCCAGCGAUUGUUAUUGUCACUGGAGUUGGCUAGAAGUGCAACGGUCCCUGCGGUUG